AAAUGAACAUUUUGAAAAUAGGUUUAGGUUAGGCGUUCAUGUUGUAGUUUUGUAUGAAAUAAAAACGAAAGAUUGUAUUCUUGAAUUCUAUUCCAUAUAAAUUAUUAUUGAUAGAUUAAUUCAGAGUGAAAGUUAAAAACAUUCUAAUAUCAAGUACACUGAGUACUAGGAUCAAUUUAUUCUAAUACCGGUUUUACAAUCGAUUUAGGAUCAGUAUGCUGUAAUAUUAUAUCUUAUAAAGAAGGAUCUUUUUGUUAUUGCUGAUGCUUCCUUUGACUUUUCUGGCAAACUUAAGGCAACAUUACACGCUCGGUGUAACAUUAUCACGAAAGAUAACACAUUUUUACAAGUACUACAACUCUCGUUUAACUGGAAUGGAGGUCAAUGAUAAGGUUACAAAAGAUCUACUGGUAGCUUUCGAUUUUGAUCACACUUUGGUGGAUGAUAACAGCGACACCGUUGCCAGAUCUUUACUUUCUACGAAAAACAUUGAUUACAGCACGGCUGAAAAGAUUUACAAAGACUCCAAUUCUUGGACUUCUUAUAUGAUAGAAAUCUUCCGUAUUAUUCACGAAAACUCCAUCACUGGUGAUGAAAUUGUAUCAGCCAUUCAUAGAAUCCCUCCUAUCGCAGGUAUGGAAGAGCUUUUGAAGUAUUUGAGCUCACAUCGUAGAUGCGAAAUGAUCAUAAUUUCAGAUUCCAAUUCAGUUUUCAUUGAUGAGUGGUUAAAACACAAAAAUUUGAGUAAUUUUGUUAGAAAAGUAUUCACCAAUCCGGCAUUCUUUGACACAGCUGACCUUCUCAACAUUGAACCUUAUCAGAAUCAGGACUUCUGCAAAAUAAGUGAAAGAAAUCUCUGCAAAGGUCAUGUUUUGGAGACAUAUAUAAGCGAUAGACAGAGAGAGAAUGUUUUUUUCAAUCAUUUAGCCUUUGUGGGAGAUGGCUCCAACGAUCUCUGUCCUUCCCUUAGAUUAUCACAUGGUGACUUUAUUUUUCCCAGGGAGAAUUAUGCUCUUUCUAGAAAGCUUAGUCGGUAUGAAGGUGAAAUAAAGGCUGAUAUUCAUCCAUGGACUACUGGUAAUGAUGUUCUUGAUGUAAUUCAAAAGGCAUUGACUUCCAAGACUCCUGAAAAAGAUUAACAAUUUAAAGUUUUAUAGAAACUGUUUAUAAAACUUGAGGAGUUCAAAGACGGGUUAGAAAAUGAAUAUCAUGAAAGCAAGAAUUACACAACUGUAUAAUCUAGAUUAUACACAUAUAUGAAGAAGGUAUUAUGCUACGAUGUUGGUAUGUUUAGUAUGUCAUUCAUCUGUGAUUUGUUACACUUGAAUUGAAACUAUUUUUUUCAGAUGACAAAUAAAAUGUCGAUUUAUAGUUAAUGUUUGAAAGUUAAUACUUUAAAAAUAAUUCAACAUUUA
Messenger RNA from Nilaparvata lugens (brown planthopper), 1415 nucleotides. Its product is annotated as probable phosphatase phospho2. The coding region runs from base 264 to 1139 and encodes 291 amino acids. The record is from RefSeq and is a predicted model, not a curated record. Gene Ontology annotation, molecular function: phosphatase activity. The transcript is spliced from 3 exons. Lineage: Eukaryota; Metazoa; Arthropoda; Insecta; Hemiptera; Delphacidae.